Molecule: messenger RNA, 363 nt
Organism: Cooperia oncophora
Lineage: Eukaryota; Metazoa; Nematoda; Chromadorea; Rhabditida; Trichostrongylidae
Source: the annotation of a GenBank genome assembly
GUAGGAGUUACUGUCACUGAACUUCAAGACGUAGUCUUCAAACUUGCCUAUUUCGAACGAAAAUGUGUAUUCUACCGAAGCGAUCAGCUGAACGCAGAGAUUAUUUCACAUUACACGAAACAAGCGUUGCGACAGAUGUACGUGCUGGUUCUCGGCUUGGAUAUCAUUGGUAAUCCAUUUGGUCUAGUUCGAGAUCUUUCAGCAGGAGUUGAAGAUUUGUUCUACCAGCCCUUCCAAGGACUCAUUCAAGGACCAGAGGUACUGUGGAACUAUAAAGGUUUAUUCCGUUCCAGUUUACCUGUAGGAGCGGGCCAGCUUUCGCCGCUCUAUGAAAGCUCAUCCACUAACGACGUGCGCCGCUGA